AUGAGUUCUGGAACUAAUGGCCAGGGAGAUUAUUGUCUGAUUCACUGGCACGGCACCGACAUUGCGGUGUAUGGCGCAAGAAGAGGCAAUCACGUUCGUUAUCUCUCUUGUCCUCACCACCUCACCAAUCCUAAUCGAAGGUCUAGUGCUUCUGCACGGAUCGGGAUCUACGGUGUGUCAGUGGAUAACGGCGACGUUUCAUACUACUCUGGUUACGCCUCUCCUGACGAGUUUCAAGUCGUUCUCUACGCCACAUCUGGCCUGUCAGAAGGUGAUCACACCAUCAAGAUCUCAAACGAGAAUGCCCGGGAUACCGAUCAGUAUCCGUCAUACGUGUGGAUGGACAUUGACUAUGCCGCCAUUACCGGAACGACCCUGAACCCUACGGCGACGACUACACAGACCAGUACCACUCCUACCACGACCUCUACCCAGGCGACGACUUCCACAACCUCCUCAGUACCUCCCUCCUCAUCAUCCUCUUCGCCAGCGGCAGAGUCAACCUCUUCUUCGCAGUCUGUCGUUUCCACGCCUACCUCCCAACCUCUUCCAUCCUCUUCUUCCUCUUCAUCAUCAUCCUUUUCGUCCGUCUCUCUCAACGCCCAGCAAUACUCCGCUUCUACCACCAUUGUCGCCACGACUACUGCGGUGAACGGACCAAGCGGACCUGUGACAGGUACGUCAAGUGCCAGUGCUAGUAAGAGCAGUAAGGCAGGAGCUGCGAGUGACAAUUCAGGGAGCAGCACGUCCAAAAAUACCAAGUUGGCCAUCUGUAUUCCCGUCAUCGUCAUCUCUGCAGCUGUCAUCGUGGCUGUAGGAUUAGUGUGGUAUAUCAUUUUGCGCAUCAGAGGAAUUCUUGGGGAGAUCUAUAAUACCAUAUCCUUGUCCUACUCUUUCCACACUCCUUGA
Molecule: messenger RNA, 909 nt
Organism: Tremella mesenterica DSM 1558
Lineage: Eukaryota; Fungi; Basidiomycota; Tremellomycetes; Tremellales; Tremellaceae
Exons: 7
Coding region: 1-909 (302 amino acids)
Source: RefSeq, a predicted model, not a curated record